AUUAAAUAUAUGCCACCGGAUUUCCUUUUCAGGACCCAAAACCCCGUAAUAUUUUCAUUCACUUUCCCUUUCCUCAUUCUUCAACCAACCAAAGGAAGAUGUGAACAACGCAGUUCUUCAAACAUCUUUGAACGCUAACUCAACCACCCAUAGUACAACACCUGUACAUCCUCUAGUUCACUCAGCUCAAUUCUGUUUUCAUGGCAGAAAGACUCAUAAUUUUCUGGGUUUUACUGGUUUUCUCCAUUUAUCCUGCAAAGUCUCAGCUUGACGAACUAUUCUUUAAGGGUUUCAAAGGUGGCGCAGCCAGCAACAUAAGCUUAAACGGCGCUUCAGAGAUCGAAGACAAUGGCAUACUUCGGUUAACAAACGUGACGCAGCGAGUACUGGGCCACGCGUUUUACUCGCGUCCAAUCCAGUUCAAGAACUCCACCGAUGGCAAAGCUUUGUCCUUCUCCACUACCUUCGCUUUCGCCACAUGCCCUCAGUAUGCUUCUCUUGGCGGCCAUGGCUUUGCCUUCACAAUCUCUCGCGAGAAAGGGCUUCCUGGGGCUCUACCCAACCAGUACCUCGGCCUACUCAACGCCAGCGACGUCGGCAACUCCUCUAACCACAUGUUUGCUGUGGAAUUUGACACCGUCCUGGACUUGGAGCUCGGCGACAUCAACGGCAACCAUGUUGGCAUUGACAUCAAUAGCUUAGUGUCAAAAAAAUCUGUUCCGGCCGCGUAUUUUGAUGACAAUAAUUCCAAGCAUGAUCUUGAUUUGAAGAGUGGUCAGGUAAUUCAGGCAUGGAUAGAAUAUGAUUCGCCAAGUAAUCGGUUGGACGUAAAGCUUUCCCCUUCAUCUGUUAAACCAAUUUCUACACUUUUGUCCUUUGAAGUGGACCUCUCACCAAUUCUUCAAGAAUCCAUGUACGUUGGGUUCUCUGCUUCAACGGGUUUGCUCGCCAGCUCGCACUAUAUCAUGGGCUGGAGCUUUAAGAUGAAUGGAGAGGCUAAAUCUCUCCAUCUAGACGAACUCCCUUCACUCCCAGGUUCUAAAGAAUAUCACAGAGUCCUAAAAAUCGGUGUUUCAGUUUCAGGCUCUGUGGUUAUAAUUUUGUUAAUUGGCUUGUCUUUUUACAUGGUUAGAAAAAUCAAGAACUCUGAUGUGGUUGAGCCCUGGGAGCUUGAUGUGGGUCCGCACAGAUAUUCUCACGAAGAGCUCAAGAAAGCAACACGGGGUUUCAGAGACGAAGAGCUUCUUGGGUUUGGUGGGUUCGGUCAAGUUUAUAAAGGAACUCUGCCAAAUUCGAACACCCAAGUCGCGGUUAAGCGAAUUUCGAAUGAAUCAAAACAGGGUUUGCGAGAAUUCGCGUCGGAGAUUGGCAGUAUUGGUCGUCUUCGUCAUAGAAAUUUGGUUCAGUUGUUUGGAUGGUGUCGGCAGCGAGGCGAUCUGUUGCUUGUUUAUGAUUUUAUGCCUAAUGGUAGUUUGGACAAGUACCUGUUUGAUGAGCCUAAAACCAUUCUGAGCUGGGAGCAAAGGUUCAAGAUCAUCAAUGGUGUGGCUUCAGGGCUUUUGUAUUUACAUGAAGAGUGGGAACAGACUGUGAUUCACAGAGACAUCAAGGCAGCGAAUGUUUUGUUAGAUUCUGAGCUAAAUGGACGGCUUGGUGACUUUGGUCUUGCUAAGCUAUGCAAUCACGGCUCCAAUCCAAGCACUACCAGGGUGGUGGGCACGCUGGGGUAUCUAGCGCCGGAGCUCACACGCACAGGUAAGUCUACAACCAGCUCAGAUGUUUUUGCAUUUGGUGCUUUGUUGCUUGAAGUGUUAUGCGGUAGAAGACCCAUUGAGCCUAAAGCAUUGCCUGAGGAGCUCAUAUUGGUGGAAUGGGCGUGGGAGAAGUGGAGAGCAGGUUCAGUUCUUGAAGUUGUAGACGCAAGGUUGGGCGGUGAGUUCGAUAAGGUUGAAGCCGUUGUGGUGCUCAAACUAGGCUUGAUGUGUUCCAACAAUGCACCCAAGGCACGCCCCACCAUGAGGCAGGUGGUGCGGUACUUGGAAGGGAAGGUGCCCCUGCCUGAGGCAGUGGAAGCCCCAGAUGCAUAUGACGGGAAAAAAGGAGACUGUGGGUAUUACCUUCAUUCUUAUCCAACAUCAUCAGCCGGCGGCGAUGAUAGGGAUGCUGAUAUUGAAUCUGGUUAUUCCAACUCACUUCUUUCAUUGCCUCGAUAGCCAUUAUUAUGUUAAAUAAAUUUGUUGUGAUGUAAAUAGAUUAAUAA
Molecule: messenger RNA, 2260 nt
Organism: Alnus glutinosa
Lineage: Eukaryota; Viridiplantae; Streptophyta; Magnoliopsida; Fagales; Betulaceae
Product: L-type lectin-domain containing receptor kinase S.4-like
Exons: 1
Coding region: 201-2213 (670 amino acids)
Biological process (GO): protein phosphorylation
Cellular component (GO): plasma membrane
Molecular function (GO): carbohydrate binding; protein kinase activity; ATP binding
Source: RefSeq, a predicted model, not a curated record